Molecule: messenger RNA, 1371 nt
Organism: Asterias rubens (European starfish)
Lineage: Eukaryota; Metazoa; Echinodermata; Asteroidea; Forcipulatida; Asteriidae
Exons: 1
Coding region: 1-1371 (456 amino acids)
Source: RefSeq, a predicted model, not a curated record
AUGGAAAUGCAAUCAAGAAAAUCACCCCUACGUCACCAUCUAGUGGUGGUUCCGACAUAUAACGUACCAGUAGGCCGGUUUUUCGCCUCUCUGUGUGUUGUGGGAAUCGUCUAUGUAUUUUUCAUCUACCACAUUGUUCUCCCUGCCUCCAUAUCUCGGAACCCACCGGAUUACCAAGACGUGAUGCGUUUUAAACGGACUCUUGUUGUAAAUGAAAGCUACUACAUGUAUGGUUCCCCGACGACUGACACAUGUUAUCUACGCGACAAGCUAUCGUCGCCGGAGCUACCGGAUCUUCAUUCGGUAUUUUCGGAUCCUAUGUCUGGAGAGGUUAUCUUUGUGGGUCUGAAACUCUUGAAACACCGGUGGCAUGAAGGUCCGUUCCGGUGUGAGUUCUCGGACGGCCAGAUGAGCGAAACUAAACAAAUCCUAGAGGAUCGACAGAGCUUUGGACAUUUUCCUCAGUAUGUUGUCGUCUUGACGUGCCCCAUCCCGGAGCCGUUCCGGUGGCGUGUUCGAUUCAAAAUUAACCUACGUCGACUUGCCGCCAAUACCACGUACGUGAAUCUCACUGUAUGUACAUCCGGAGCGUCACCUGAGAAACUUUACAAAUUAGCCAUUUGCACAAUGGUGAAAAACUCAGAUAGUUUUAUUCCGGAGUGGCUAGACUAUCACCGAUUUGUCGGUGUGGAACAUGUAUUUAUCUAUGACAAUGAGCUCGAGACAAAGACUACGCUUCCUGAGAGUCUAACCGACUACAUCGAGAAUGGAUUCGUAACUAUCAUUCCAUGGGCGCACAGUGUGUCUAGGUACAAGACUUACCUCGAGGUCCAAAUAGCGCAUGAGAAUGACUGCGUCUGGAGAUACAAGCACAACGUUCAUUGGAUGGUUAAGAUUGACGUAGACGAAUACGUUCAACCAAUGAACGAAGAGAAGCCUUACAUAACAGACUACCUCAAUAGCAUCAUUUUCAAUAAUGUGGCAUCAGUGCGAAUUCAAAACUGGUUCUUCGGCCACCCACCAAACUUUACCCAUGAUAGUGACUCCAUUAUUGAACGCAAUUGUUGGCGUUCAGAACAACCCACCCUACAAAACACGGGCCACGACAAGAACAUCCUUCGACCGAUCAACGUACACUACUUCAAAAUCCACAGUGUUAAACUCGGUGGUGACGUCAUAUCAGCUGACCCGUACACCGAGCUGCGAUUGGUCCACUACAGAGAGGACAAUCCCAGAGCGCGCCAUUUUUCUUUGCCAACAUUUAGUGAGAGAGACGAUUCUAUGGUGAGGAUACGGAACGAGUCGUUGCUGUGGAGGGAAUCGAGACUUUCCUCGUCCGAAACGGAGCAAACAUUAACUACCACGAACUGA